AGCCAGGCCAGCCCCGCGGGGGAGGGAGACGGAGGCGGGGCUGGAGCCGGGCGGCGCUGUCAGUGCGGAGCUGAGCGGAAUGCAGCGGCCCGAGGCCUGGCCACGUCCGCACCCAGGGGAGGGGGCCGCAACGGAGGCGGCGGCGGCGGCCCGGGGGGGAAUGGCGCCGGGGGCCGGGGCCACGGAGCCCCCGGGGCUGCGGUUGCAGGAACCAUCUCUCUACACUGUCAAAGCAGUUUUCAUCCUGGAUAAUGAUGGACAUCGGCUUCUGGCCAAGUAUUAUGACGACACAUUCCCCUCCAUAAAGGAGCAGAAGGCCUUUGAGAAAAAUGUCUUCAACAAGACCAAUAGGACUGAUAGUGAGAUUGCCUUUUUUGGGGGCAUGACCAUUGUCUACAAGAGCAGCAUUGACCUUUUCCUGUAUGUCGUAGGCUCAUCCCAGGAGAAUGAGCUGAUGCUCAUGUCUGUCCUCACCUGCCUGUUUGAUUCCCUGAACCAUGUGUUACGGAGGAACAUAGAGAAACGCUCAUUGGUGGAGAACAUGGAUGGAGCCUUCCUGGUGGUGGAUGAGAUUGUGGAUGGAGGUGUAAUCCUGGAGAAUGAUCCCCAGCAGGUGAUCCAGAAAGUAAACUUCAGGUACCCACUACCAAGAAGGCUGGAGCCUUCCUUCCCGAGGCAUUCUGGUCCUUGACUUGGCUCCCAGGAGUUGGCCGGAUUUGGGGCUGCCGGGAACUGAACAGAGAGAAGGACAGGUUUCCUAGAAAAAAGGAUGGGGAAGAUGUAAUAAAAGAGAAAGCUCAUUGCCCUCUUAGACCUUGGGCUCCCCCACCUCCCCCCACCCCUACACUCUCACCCACUUACCCCAGCCCCUUUGGAUCCCUAAGCACUCGAUCCUCAUUACUAUGAGGAUCUUUGCUCUUUGCCAAAGAAGUAAACCAUGUCCGCUAAGAAAAAUAUUGAGUUAUAAUAGGAAAUGUACUAGAUUUGAAUCCAGAUUAGAGAUAUCAAAACAUGUAGCUGUCACAUUAGACCGGACUGGGGACCAGAUUAAAAUGUAAUUGGGGAAUAUUUACCAAAAUAAAUAAAAAUACAAUAAAACAUAAAUAAUGUUACAUUUGAAAA
Molecule: messenger RNA, 1122 nt
Organism: Monodelphis domestica (gray short-tailed opossum)
Lineage: Eukaryota; Metazoa; Chordata; Mammalia; Didelphimorphia; Didelphidae
Source: RefSeq, a predicted model, not a curated record